AUGACUAGUUAUGUUAGAAGUAGACAGCUGAAGAAAUUGAAACUCAUGAUGUGCUUGCAUUUGAUUGCUGACAACGAACAAGACGACGACAUCCCCGAAGACGGGACCUCGAGGCAGCCGACAGGCAUCCGCAUCCUCCGCUGCAACGUUUGUGGCUACGGGACCCACAAUGAGAACACCCUGCUGCACCACGGCAAAGACCACGCGAGAGUGAAGCUUCUGCAGUGCCACGUGUGCGAGGAGGAGUUGCCCGGCCUGGACCUGCUGGACGUGCACCUAGAGUCUCACGUCGUACCGAAGCCGUUCCAGUGCGAGGUGUGCCUGGCACGGUUCGGGAGCAUGGGACACAUCAGGGACCACCUGCGGACCCACACGGGGGAGCGGCCGUUCGCCUGCGGAGUGUGCGGCUUGACGUUUGGCAAAAGGUCCACGCUGCUCAACCACGCCAAGAGGCACACAGGGGAGAAGCCGUUUGCGUGCCACCUGUGCCCGUUCAUGUUCGUCCGCAAGAGCAUUUUGCAGAAGCACCUCAAGACUCACAAGCGCAAGUAG
Messenger RNA from Ixodes scapularis (black-legged tick), 552 nucleotides. RefSeq names its product gastrula zinc finger protein XlCGF57.1-like. The transcript is spliced from 2 exons. Gene Ontology annotation, biological process: regulation of transcription by RNA polymerase II. Bases 1 to 552 code for a protein of 183 amino acids. The record is from RefSeq and is a predicted model, not a curated record. NCBI's taxonomy places the organism in Eukaryota, Metazoa, Arthropoda, Arachnida, Ixodida, Ixodidae. Gene Ontology annotation, molecular function: DNA-binding transcription factor activity; RNA polymerase II cis-regulatory region sequence-specific DNA binding.